Messenger RNA from Punica granatum (pomegranate), 1723 nucleotides. Lineage: Eukaryota; Viridiplantae; Streptophyta; Magnoliopsida; Myrtales; Lythraceae. The record is from RefSeq and is a predicted model, not a curated record.
AGGAUAGGCCUGUAUGAUAAUAUAUAAUAUACUCUUUGGUGAGUACAUAGAUAAUCCUGAGGGGGACAUGAAUUGCAUCUAUAAAAAGAAGACCAACUAUUUUAUAUAUCCCUUCAACUCUAAUAAGAUCUAUCACACUGAUAUUUAAGGUUUCAUUCUUUCGGCAAUAUAUCAAUGUCGAAUUGUGCACGGGGAGACAUGUCCGGUAGCCCGCACAUAGCCCUCUUCGCCCAAGCCGGCAUGGGCCACCUGAUGCCGCACCUCCGCCUUGCCACCAUACUUUUGGGCCGCCACUGCCGCGUCACCCUUAUAACGCUCAGCCCUACCCUCACCACAGCUGAGGCAGCCGCCAUUUCUUCCUUCCUCUCGACCUACCCUGAGAUCAACCACCUUGAACUCCAUCUCCUCCCUGACGACAAUGGCCCCGACCCGGCUAUCACUGAUCCUCGUUUCUCCCAGUUUGCCCGGAUCAUCCGCUCCACCCACCUAAUCCGCCCCAUGUUGUCCUCCGCAAGUCCGCCCCUCUCUGCUGUCAUAUCCGAACUUUAUACCGCCUCGCAGAUUGCCCCAAUCCUAAUCGAUCUCCACAUCCCGCACUACAUUCUAUACACGAGCUCCAUUAAGACUCUACCUUUAAUAGCUCUUCUCCCAAAGCUCUUAUCAGACCCAUCAAGAUUUAAUCCAUCCUGUUCUGACGUCAACUUCCCGGGCUUACCUCCAUUGCCUGUUAAGAGCAUCCCAUCGCCACUAUUUAGCCCCGGUCAUGUCUUCACGCAAACGUUAGCCACAGCUUCCCUGACAUUCCAACGAGCAAAAGCAAUCUUGAUGAACACCUUUGAAGAGUUUGAGAAGUCAACUCUAACCGCCCUAAAUCACGACAGGAUCAUCGAAGACUUGCCCCCACUACUGCCGAUCGGACCGCUCACACCGUAUCGUAAGAGCCGAGAGCUCACUCCAAAGGGUGACUAUAAAACGUGGCUAGAAAGUCAACCGGUCGACUCCGUGGUGUAUGUGUGCUUCGGGAGCAAAGCACCCAUGGGCGUAGCUCAGAUGCAGGAGCUGGGAAAGGGGUUGGUAGGGAGUGGAUUUAGGUUCCUGUGGGCCUUCAAGACGAAGAUAUCAUUGGACGAUGAAUAUAAUGACGAGGACGAGGAGACGAAAUCAGAGGAUGUCAGGGAACUGUUGGGAGACUCAGUAUGGCAUGAGAACGGAAGAAGGGGAAUGGUGAUGAGCAGUUGGGUGGACCAGGACGAGGUUCUGGCCAGCUCGUCGAUUGGGGGGUUUGUGUCGCACUGCGGGUGGAACUCGGUGACGGAGGCCAUGUGGGCUGGAGUGCCAGUGCUAGCAUGGCCUCAUAGUGGGGACCAAAGAUUAAACGCACAGGUCGUGGAGGAGUCCGGUCUCGGGGUUUGGAUGAAGGAGUGGGGGAUGGGGAGCGAGAAUGGUUUAGUAAAUGGGGAAGAGAUCGGGGAGAUGAUCGGAGAGUUCAUGAGGGAUGAGAACUUGAGGGAGACGGCCAGGAAAAUCGGGGAAGAGGCCCGGAAGGCCGUUGAUGCUGGCGGAAGCUCUCAUGAGACGAUCACCAAAUUCCUCAAGAGUCUUUAGUUUUCGAAAAUUAGAUCGGGCCAGACAUCUAGACAUCUAUUGUUUAGCAGUUAUAUCUUCAGUUCAGCUAUAUGUGGAUAUUGGUGAAAGUUAAAUAUGACAUGUUCCAUCGAGACUA